AUGAGCGGUAACAGCAGCGAGCGGCGAGACACCCGGAUCAGAGACCAGCAGCAGCAGCAGCAGCAGCAGCCAGCAGCAGCAGCAGCAGCAGCAGCAGAAUUCGCGUUGCUGCAACGCAACUAUGAACGGCUCAAGGAUCUGCUAGAAGCGGAUGCUGCUGCUGCUGCACACUCGUCUCAUUGCCGCUGGCAGCAGCAGCAGCGGCAGCAGCAGCAGCAGCAGCAGCAGCAACAGUACCGCUAUCACGGCACUGCGUACAGAGAGCAGUGGUGGUAUCAGGAGCAGCAGCACCAGCGGUGGCGCUGGCGGCAGUGGGAGCAGCAGCAGCAGCAGCAGCAGCAGCAUUGGAGGCACCAGCAGGCCAACAACUGGAGGCGCUGGGAGGAGGAGUACUGGCGACAGCAGCAGCAGCGACAGCAGCAGCAGCAGCAGCAGCAACAGCAGCGACAAGGGUUAGGUAUAUCCUUUGCAUCUGCUGCUCGGGGGCUGGGGAUCGCCUUUGGUUUGUCUGUUGCAUUCGGGCUCACAGCCCCAUCCAGAAGCAAAAGGAGCAGCAGCAGCAGCAGCAGCAGCAGCAGAGAUGCGCUGCAGCAGCAGCUGUUGCUGCAGCGGGAGCUGCAGCAGCAGGAGCUGCAGCAGCAGCAACGCAUGCGAAAGCAAAGGAUGCUCAGCGAGUCCAGGCGGCAGCAGCUCCAGAGACACAUGAAGCUGCCUGUGGACGAUCCGCUUAACUCUGCUGCACGCAGCAGCAGCAGCAGCAAGAGCCGCAGCAGCAGCAGCAGCAGCAGCAGCAGCAAGCACUUGCAUCAUGGGGACGCAGGGGACUUGGGGAGCAGCCUUGCUGCUGAAGUUGCUGCUGCUGCAGUUGCUGCAGAACUCCUCGAAGAUCCGUGCUGCAGCGCUGCUGGUAGCAGCAACAGCAGCAGCAGCAACAGCAGCAGCAGCAGCAGCAGCAGCAACUACAAUGCACCACGGGACCCGAGGGCCUGGCGGGAUCAAUUGCAGCAACAGCAGCAGCAACAGCAGCAGCAGCAGCAGCAGCAGCUUCGACGGCUUAGCACCAGCAGAAGCAGCAGGGCUCGGUAG
Molecule: messenger RNA, 1086 nt
Organism: Eimeria mitis
Lineage: Eukaryota; Apicomplexa; Conoidasida; Eucoccidiorida; Eimeriidae
Source: RefSeq, a predicted model, not a curated record